AUGAUGCGCACAUCUAUCACCAAGCUGGCCCGCCCCGCUCUGGUCUCGCGGACCUUCUCGACGACCGUCCGCGCCAUGGCCGGCGAGACCGGUGCUCCGCCCAAGACCGGCGGCCAAGGGGACGCCUUCCAAAAGCGCGAGCGCGCCAACGAGGACUACGCGAUCCGGCAGCGCGAGAAGGAGAAGCUCAUGGAGCUGAAGAAGAAGCUGGCGGAGCAGCAGGCUCACCUGCAACAGCUGUCGGACCACAUUGACGAGAUCACCAAGGAUCAGGGCGGCGAGCAGAACUAA
Messenger RNA from Chaetomium strumarium, 291 nucleotides. RefSeq names its product mitochondrial ATPase inhibitor, IATP-domain-containing protein. Gene Ontology annotation, biological process: negative regulation of ATP-dependent activity. The transcript is spliced from 3 exons. The coding region runs from base 1 to 291 and encodes 96 amino acids. The record is from RefSeq and is a predicted model, not a curated record. Gene Ontology annotation, molecular function: ATPase inhibitor activity. NCBI's taxonomy places the organism in Eukaryota, Fungi, Ascomycota, Sordariomycetes, Sordariales, Chaetomiaceae. Gene Ontology annotation, cellular component: mitochondrion.